Molecule: messenger RNA, 1806 nt
Organism: Colletotrichum abscissum
Lineage: Eukaryota; Fungi; Ascomycota; Sordariomycetes; Glomerellales; Glomerellaceae
Product: WD repeat domain-containing protein
Exons: 1
Coding region: 1-1806 (601 amino acids)
Cellular component (GO): small-subunit processome
Molecular function (GO): U3 snoRNA binding; protein binding
Source: RefSeq, a predicted model, not a curated record
AUGUCGUCUUUCUUCACGAUACCCGGCGCCAACAAGAAACGCAAGCGAACAGACGGCCCCGCGGCCCCCAAGAAGCGAAUUGCCGCUUCAAAGACGUCUAACAGAGCCCCUCCGAAAUCUGCUGCACCGGCCAAAGGCGGCAGCAAAGGCAAGAAGCCGACAGCGUCAGCACCAGCCUCCAAGAAGCGAAAUGAGCGCGACGACGACGACGAAUCGAUCUCGGGCAGCGACUCUGACCUCGAAAGCAUAGUCUCCGCCCCGGAGGAGAGCGACAAUGGCUCCUCUUCCGACGACGAAGACAACGCGGGCGAGACGGCCGCCGAGCGCCGGCUGAGGCUCGCCGAACGGUACCUCGAGAACGUCAAGCAGCAGGUGGACGAGGUGGGGUUCGACGCCGCCGACAUUGAUCGCGACUUGAUCAACGAGAGGUUACAAGAGGACGUGGCCGAGUCCAAGGGAAAAGUCUACCGCACCCUCGUCGACGAGCUCGCCUUUGACCGGGCGACCUCGUCCUUCUUCCGCAACAACACCGAGACCUUCACCUCCGUCGCCGUCAACGCGCCCUACGCCUACACCACCACCAAGGACAUGUACCUGCACAAGUGGAGGAUACAGGACCUGCCCCAGCACCAGUUCCCGCAGACGACCAAGAAGAAGCCCAAGAAGCCGCCAGCGCCGCCGCGCAAGAGACCCGAGCUCGAGAACUGGCUGAGGGGCAACCUGGCCCAGGCCCAGAAGAAGUCGUACCAGCGCCACGUCGAAAAGAUACUCUGCGUCGCGGCGUCGCCCGACGGCAAAUACGUCGUCACGGGCGGCCAGGACCGCAGGCUCAUCAUCUACGACGCCGAGACCCUCAAGCCCCUCCGCGUCUUCACCCACCACCGCGACGCCGUCACCGGCCUCGCAUUCCGCCGCGGCACAAACCAGCUGUACUCGUGUUCAAAAGACCGCACGGUCAAGGUCUGGAGUCUGGACGAGCUCGCCUACAUUGAGACGCUAUUCGGCCACCAGGACGAGAUUGUCGACAUUGACGCCCUCGCCCAGGAGCGCUGCGUGAGCGUAGGCGCCCGCGAUAGGACAGCACGCCUGUGGAAGGUUGCAGAAGAGACGCAGCUCGUCUUCCGCGGCGGCGCGGUGGACAAAAAGUCCCGGCCAGACGUUGACCCGCGCUCACUCCCGCACGAGGGCAGCAUGGACCGCGUGGCCAUGAUCGACGACGAGCUCUUCGUCACCGGCAGCGACAACGGCUCCCUGGCUCUCUGGAGCGUCACGAAAAAGAAGCCCCUCCACAUCUUCCCCAUGGCCCACGGCCUGGAACAGCCCCUCCGGCCGGACGAGGUCUCGGCCGACCACAACCCAGAUCCCAGCAUGGUGCCGCCGCCGCAACCGCGGUGGAUCACAGCGCUCAAGUCGAUCCCGUACUCGGACGUUAUCCUCAGCGGCAGUUGGGACGGCUGCAUACGGGUAUGGCGUCUAAGCGAGGACAAGAGGAAGCUCGAGGAGGCGGGGAUCCUCACAUCAGAAGCCGAGCAGCAGGCCUCAAAGGCUGCCAAGGGCAAGUCAGAAGGUGCCGCUGGCGGCUUGAAGGGCGUGAUCAACGACAUUGCCAUCUUUGAACGCGGAGAGCGCGGGCAGGAUGGCAUCUGUGUCGUAGCAGCAGUAGGCAAAGAGCACAGGUUGGGCAGGUGGCAGAUGCGCAAGGGCACCGCCAAGAAUGGAGGAUACGUGUUUGAGGUGCCAAAGGUGGUGAAAAAGCCGGAAGUCAACGGUAACCAUAAUGAUGCAUCGGAUUCGGGAAGCGAGUAA